Molecule: messenger RNA, 1275 nt
Organism: Manduca sexta (tobacco hornworm)
Lineage: Eukaryota; Metazoa; Arthropoda; Insecta; Lepidoptera; Sphingidae
Product: retinol dehydrogenase 13
Exons: 8
Coding region: 104-1102 (332 amino acids)
Source: RefSeq, a predicted model, not a curated record
AGUUUGACAUUUAGCGUGGUAAUAAAGUAGUUUUUCAAUUUACUCGACGGACACGUUCUCCAGCGGCUGGCCACAUUAUCAGUCUCCUUUUCAGCAAGUUAAAAUGUGGGUGCCCAGCACGCCUGUGGCCUUGAUCAGCGCCGUGGCCGCCACUGCCGGCGCGGUCUGCAUAUUUAAGGACAUGUAUGGAGGCCCACCGUUUGACAAGGAAGUGCAAGCCGAUAACAAGACGGUGAUAGUGACUGGCGCCACCAGUGGCAUCGGCAGGGAGGCCGCUUGGGACUUCGCGCGCAGGGGAGCUAAGGUGUUCAUGGCGUGCCGCAACAUGGAGAAGUGCGAGACGGAGCGGCGCGACAUCGUGCUGGAGACGCGCAACAAGUAUGUGUACUGCCGACCCUGCGACCUCGCCAGCACGCAGUCCAUCGCCGAGUUCGUACACAGGUUCAAGCAAGAGGAGCCGCAUGUGCACGUGCUGGUCAACAACGCUGCGGUGAUGGAACCGCCGCAGGGAGUCACCAAGGACGGGUUCGAGACCCAACUGGGUGUCAACCAUCUAGGACACUUUCUGCUCACCAACCUGCUGCUUGACACUCUCAAGUCGUCAGCGCCGAGCCGCGUGGUGGUGGUGUCCUGCGCGGCUCACCGGCGCGGCCGCGUGCACCAGCAGGACCUCAACCUCAGCCAGAAGUACGACGCGGCCACCGCCUACAGCCAGAGCAAGCUCGCCAACGUGCUGUUCGCGACGGAACUCUCGCGUCGGCUACUCGGUAGCGGUGUAAGCGUGGCGGUGGUAGACCCCGGUCUAACGGACACGAACAUCACCCGGCACAUGUCGAUGAUGAAGAGCUUCACCCGGUUCUUCAUCUAUCCGCUGUUCUGGCCGGUGAUGAAGAAUGCCAAGACCGGCGCGCAGGUCAUCGUCCAUGCGGCACUGGAUCCGAAGCUUGAUAACUGCGCCGGGGACUAUUUUGUAGAUAUGAAGAAAGUGGAGCCGUCCAAAGAAGCGUAUAAUUUCGAGCUGGCGCAGUGGUUGUGGCAUGUGAGCGAAAAGUGGACGCGCCUCGCGGAACACAAGGCCGUACACAACGUGAAGACGGCUUGAACAUAACUCACAUUCAGCGUAGGAGUGGUUGUUAGGGGAGGUCAAUCGUUUUUUGACUACGUGCCUUUGUGGUUGGCAAACUGAUUUCGCUCGUGCUUAUAUAAGUGUUAAAAUUAUUGUUAAUUAUAAUGCAUUUGUUAGUUUUAGUUGUUAAUAAAAUGUCAGACGAUCUA